GAGAAGCACAGCCAAGCACUUCCGGGCGGCGAGGCUGGGGGUGGGCAAGAUGGCGGCGGACGUGGGGAGCUGGCGGCUUUAUGCGCUGCUGAGAUUUUUUUAUUCACUGUUCUUUCCUGGACUAAUAAUAUGUGGAGUUCUCUGUGUAUGUUUGGUCAUUGUCCUUUGGAUAAUGAGGCGACAUCUACAGAGGAGAAAAAAGUCAGUCUCAGCCAGCAGAAAUGGAAAAGAUCAAACGGUAGUUGCCUUUUUUCAUCCUUACUGCAAUGCAGGCGGCGGUGGAGAGAGAGUUCUAUGGUGCGCUUUGAAAGCCCUGCAGAAAAAGUAUCCUGAAGCGGUUUAUGUAGUAUAUACUGGUGACAGUAAUGUCAGUGGUCAACAGAUACUAGAAGGUGCUUUCAGAAGAUUUAACAUCAAGCUAGUUCACCCAGUACAGUUUGUUUUCUUAAGGAAGCGCUACCUUGUGGAAGAUCGUCGGUAUCCCCACUUCACAUUGCUGGGGCAGAGUCUUGGAUCCAUUCUUCUUGGCUGGGAAGCUCUGAUGCAGCGUGUUCCUGAUGUUUACAUCGACUCUAUGGGAUAUGCUUUCACACUCCCUCUGUUUAAAUAUGUGGGGGGCUGCCGAGUUGGGAGCUAUGUUCAUUAUCCCACUAUCAGCACUGACAUGCUCUCUGUAGUGAAGAAUCAAAACACUGGAUUUAAUAAUGCAGCUUUCAUUAGCAGGAAUGCUCUUCUCAGCAAAGCAAAGCUCAUCUACUACUAUUUAUUUGCUUUUAUUUAUGGCCUUGUUGGUUCUUGCAGUGAUGUAGUCAUGGUGAAUUCCACUUGGACACUGAAUCAUAUUCUCUCACUGUGGAAAGUUGGCCAUUGCACUAACAUUGUUUAUCCACCUUGUGAUGUGCAGACAUUUCUGGACAUCCCCUUACAUGAGAAAAAAGUGACCCCAAGACAUUUGUUGGUUUCCAUUGGCCAGUUCAGGCCUGAAAAGAAUCACGCUUUGCAGAUCAAAGCCUUUGCUAAAUUGCUAAAUGAGAAGGCACCUGAGUCAUACCCUUCACUUAAACUUGUCCUUAUUGGGGGGUGUCGAAACAAAGAUGAUGAGCUUCGCGUAAACCAAUUGAGAAAACUGUCUGAGAAUUUGGGCGUUCAAGAAGAUGUGGAAUUUAAAAUAAACAUUUCAUUCGAUGAAUUGAAGAAUUACCUGUCUGAAGCAACAAUCGGGCUGCAUACCAUGUGGAAUGAGCAUUUUGGGAUUGGAGUUGUGGAGUGUAUGGCAGCUGGCACAAUUAUCCUUGCACACAAUUCAGGAGGCCCAAAGCUCGACAUUGUCGUUCCUCAUGAAGGACAAAUAACUGGAUUUCUGGCUGAGAGUGAAGAAGGCUAUGCUGAAACCAUGGCUCACAUUCUCUCUCUGUCUGCAGAAAAGAGACUUCAGAUCAGAAGGACUGCCAGAGCGUCUGUGAGCAGGUUUUCUGACCAGGAGUUUGAAGUCGCAUUCCUGUCUUCUGUGGAGAAGUUACUCACUUAAUGCCAAAUCUGUGUAUAUUCUAGAUAUUUUAUACAAAGUGGAGCUGGGGUGUGGAUCAGUGGUAGAGCCUGUGCUUGGUGUAUGCAAGGUCCUGUAUUCCAUCUCCAGCAUCAAAAAGUAAAAGGAAAUGCUUCAUUUGGAAAUGCUUUCACGUGUAAAUAUUUUCUACGUUUACUCUCUAUUGUAAUAAAGGCUACCUGAGCAAUAUUCUCAGCAAUGUGUUUAUACACAUGGUAGUAUUAAACAAAAUGGCAAAAUUAUCUUUAUGGAAAAA
Molecule: messenger RNA, 1802 nt
Organism: Microtus ochrogaster (prairie vole)
Lineage: Eukaryota; Metazoa; Chordata; Mammalia; Rodentia; Cricetidae
Gene: Alg11
Product: ALG11 alpha-1,2-mannosyltransferase
Biological process (GO): dolichol-linked oligosaccharide biosynthetic process; protein N-linked glycosylation
Cellular component (GO): endoplasmic reticulum membrane
Molecular function (GO): GDP-Man:Man(3)GlcNAc(2)-PP-Dol alpha-1,2-mannosyltransferase activity
Source: RefSeq, a predicted model, not a curated record